Pogona vitticeps (central bearded dragon) is the source of this 1315-nucleotide messenger RNA. RefSeq names its product proline rich and Gla domain 2 (gene PRRG2). Gene Ontology annotation, molecular function: calcium ion binding. The record is from RefSeq and is a predicted model, not a curated record. Gene Ontology annotation, cellular component: plasma membrane; extracellular region. Lineage: Eukaryota; Metazoa; Chordata; Lepidosauria; Squamata; Agamidae.
CAAACUCCUCCUCCAAAUUACCCUCCUCUGGCUUUACCUGCAUCUCCUUCUCCAUGUGACCUUUCCUCAGACCCACCCACUCUCACCUGGAGCUUGGGCAGUUCCUGCUUCCAUUCAGGAAACAUUCAUUUUCAGUUGGUUUCCUCUCCCUGUCCAACUAGAUGGCCAUGGAAUGAAGCUUUUUAUCUAUUUACCCUUCAUCUACUGGACAGUUGGGUGACCUUCCCACUGUUCCCACUUGUCUUAUCUAGAGUGGGCAAACAGGAUUUUUGGGGGGAACAACUUGGUGCUUCCGUCCAGUUCAGCGUACCUGCUUUCCACCCACGAUUUCCGCACAGGGCCGUCAUGUGGAGUUCUCUAUGUCUUCUAUUGCUGUUCCAAGCUGUAGCCCAUGGCCUCUCUGUUUCCCUCCAGAGGCACCCCAGUCAUCAGCAGGCUCAGGAGGAUCAAGUGUUCCUAGAUGACUUGACUGCACACAGAUUCCUGGGCCGUAAACUUCUUUAUAAUCACUGGGAUUUUGAGUUAGUCGUCCCGGACAACCUGGAGCGUGAGUGCAUCGAGGAAGUUUGCAACUACGAAGAAGCCCGAGAAGUCUUUGAGGAUAAUUUCAAAACAGAGCAGUUCUGGGAAACCUACCCACACAAUGGGAAAGGAGGAGCAGGAACCCCUGGCGUGGACGUAGCUGGUUUGGUAUCUGGCCUCAUCGCAGCAUUGUUUUCUCUGGUCAUGUUUGCAGUUGUGGCCUUGUAUUGUUUCAGAUACCGGGCUAAAGAGAGGAAUCGGUCCAGGACUGAAGACAGCUUGCAUCCUGGGGUGCCCCUCGCCAGCUUUGAUGGGGCUCCAAAGCCUGAAACAGCACCAGGGCUUCCAUCCUAUGAGCAAGCGAUGGCAGCUCCAGGUGUGCAUGAUGCACCCCCUCCACCCUACAACAGGAGUAGCGACACCAACUUGGCCCCACCAACCUGAGUUGUCAACAGCAAGACUGACAUUCCUGGAAGAUUUAUUCCACAUCCCUCACUCCCCCCACUCCCAUGUACAAAAAACAUUGUGCAUAACAUGCAACAAAGCUGAGGUGGGGGGACAGCACAAAUCUAAACACGUGACAUGGAAGUAGACAACCCAGUGUGUAUAUUAGAUACAAGUAUGUGCUUUAUGGAGAGUGUGUGUCCAUGUGCAGAGCACAUAAGAAUAUCCUGCAUGUUGUUUGAGAAACAAAUACCUGAAAUUGCAAAUGUGAAUAAUAUUUCUGAUUUUUCCUUUGUUGUUGUUGUUGUUGUGUGCUGUCAGGUCACCUCCAGUUUAUGGUGACCCUAUG